Camponotus floridanus (Florida carpenter ant) is the source of this 2871-nucleotide messenger RNA. RefSeq names its product feline leukemia virus subgroup C receptor-related protein 2-like. The transcript is spliced from 7 exons. The coding region runs from base 79 to 1527 and encodes 482 amino acids. Gene Ontology annotation, molecular function: heme binding; heme transmembrane transporter activity. Gene Ontology annotation, cellular component: membrane. The record is from RefSeq and is a predicted model, not a curated record. Lineage: Eukaryota; Metazoa; Arthropoda; Insecta; Hymenoptera; Formicidae. Gene Ontology annotation, biological process: heme export; transmembrane transport.
UUUAUGAGAUCAUAAUUUCUAUAAUAUAAGCAAAUAUAUCAAAUAUUCCUGCAACACGUACUUUGCGAAAACACAAGAAUGGAAGAUACAAAUCUGAAUGAAGUGCUUACUAUAAAAAAUUCGGUAAAAAUUGCGAAACUAGGUGAGCAAUCGAAUAUCGAACCAUUAAAAUUGAAAAAGUAUAAGAAAAGAUGGAUAAUACUGAUCAUCUUUAUAAUUGCUAAUGGAGGGGGUACUUAUCAAUGGAUAAAAUAUUCGAUUAUAACUAACAUAAUCGCGAGAUAUUAUGGAGUGUCUUCGUUAAUGGUUGGCUGGACUGCGAUGAUGUUCAUGCUGCUAUACGUGAUAUUUGUAUUGCCAGUACAAUAUGUAUCAGACAAAUGCGGUUUGCGAUGGACCAUUAUUUUAAGCAGCGGUUUGAUUUGCCUGGGCUCAUGGAUAAAAAUCUUUUCUAUUCAUCCCGACAACUUCUACAUUGCUUUCAUCGGUCAGGCUAUAGUUGGAUUUAGCCAGUCUUUGACUAUACCAACGCCAGGGCGCUUGGCCGCGCAAUGGUUUCCUUCUAAUGAACUUUCAAUUGCUACAUGUUUGGGUGUUUUUGGCAACCAAAUGGGAAUAGCAUUAAGUUUCCUUUUGACGCCAAUAAUAGUGAAAAAUCAUGAAAAUUUAGAUGACAUCGGCAACGAUCUAUCGUCUUUAUGCUGUGCUCUUGUAAUUAUUACUACAAUUGCAUUCAUUCUAGUGCUUAUAUUCUUUCAGGAAGAACCAAAACUACCACCGAGUGAAUCACGGGCGCUGCAAAAAUUCAAUCGAACUAAGAAUGUAGAGGAAUUGAUUGGACCGAUUAAAAGACUUUACAAAAAUAAAAACUUCAUCAUGCUUUGUAAUUCUCACGGCUUGAGUAUCGGCGUACUGAAUGCUGUGGCUAUGUUACUUAAUCAAAUAUUCCUCGCGCACUUUGAGAAUGGAGAAGAAGAUGCGGGUAGAAUUGGAUUAUGUAUGAUUAUCAGUGGUAUGAUUGGUUCUGUUGUUUUGGGUAUCAUCCUUGACAAAACACAUAAAUUCAAAGAGACUGCCGUGACUGUUUACUUUCUCUCAUUGUGCGGUCUAGUACUAUUUUCGGUAUUUAUUUAUUGCGGCAUAAAAUGGAUGGUAUAUGUGUCGUCCAUUCUUCUAGGAUUUUUCAUGUCGGGAUACUUUGCACUGGGAUAUGAGUUGUGCACCGAAUAUACAUAUCCGGAGUCGGAGAAUUUAACCACGGGAAUCUUAAAUAUAGCGAAUAAUCUUUAUGGUAUAAUAUUUGUUAUAAUACUGGGAAUAUUACUAAAAGAAUACGGCGACGUUCCGGUGCACGUGAUCUUAAGCUCGAUUGUAUUGCUUGGUUUCAUCUUAACUGUUUCAAUGAAAGACGAGCAAAGACGUCAGGAUGCAAAGAAGAAAGCUCAGAUCGAAGGAAUUGUGAGGCUCGAGAACGAAAACAUUGAUAAUGUUCCAGAAACUGACAAACUAACUUAUAAUACGAAUUAAUAGAUAUAAAUAUCGAAAAAAAGUUGUUCAUAUUAUAUUCAUAUAAACAAAAACAGAACAAUAAACGGUCCAAAUGAUAAAUAUACAAAAUAAAAUAAAAAGGCUAAAAGACCAUAGCGCAAUGUGUUAGAGCGUAAUACUGAUAAUAAAAGACUCUAAGUAAGAGAGACAUAAUAUAUUAAAUCAGUUAGAUAUCAAAUAUAUACGUACGUUUCAAUCUAUUCAAGAUCCUUUUCAAUGCUCGAGAAACACGUUAGAAUGUAAACAAAUUUAAACUAUUAAAUAUUAAACAGAACACGAUUACAAAAAACGGACGUGAUAGAAGGCGACAUACGAUAAAUAAACAAGUAACAGUCGCAAACAUUUGAAACGCUAACAAAAGAUGUGACGAGAGUGUUAAACGGUUAACAAAUCAAAAAGUUAUCAAUAAACGCUAGUAAGAUGCAUAUCCUUCGAAAGAAGGCCGACGCUCACAUCUCCUUACGAAAAAAGACGCAGAAACUCGCAAUCAUGGAGUAUGCCAUAUCACGACUAUGCAUUGUGCGACAGUCUCACGAUGAAAAAAGUCCCAACAUUUUUCCAACGUGAAGAAAGCCAUGAAAUCAGAAAGAUAAAAUAAACUAGUCGAAAACUCUGUAAAAAUUCACGAAGCUGUCCAGGAAGAAAAUCCAAAAAAAAAGGAAACAGGUAACCAUCGAAUUUUUCGAGCGGUAUAACAAGGUAGAUGACUAUAAUGGAAGAAAACAGAGAAGCGUGAAACAAAGUAAAGUCAUGUGUACAGGUGUAGGACCUUCAAACGAUAGACGAUUAAAUGAUAACUGACAAAUUAGAAGCCACUUCUACAUAAUUCUAUCGUUUGUUCCUACAACUUUACACAUGACUCCACUUUGAUUUAUCACAGUGCAUAGUCGUCAUAAGGCAUUCUCCACGUGUGCGAGUUUCUGCGUCUUUUCUCGUAAGGAGAUAUGAGCGUCGGCUUUUUUUCGAAGGAUAUGUAUGUUACUAUCGAUUCUUGAUAACUUUUUGAUUUGUUAACCGUUUAACGCUCUCGUCACAUCAUUUGUUAGCGUUUCAAAUGUGCGACUGUUACUUAUUUAUUUAUCGUUUGUCGCUUUCUAUCACGUUCGUUUUUUGUAAUCGUGUUCUGUUUAUUAUUUAAUAGUUUAAAUUUGUUUACAUUCUAAUGUGUUUCUCGAUCAUUGAAAAGGAUCUUGAAUAGACUGAAACGUACGUAUGUAUUUGAUAUCUAACUGAUUUAAUAUAUCAUGUCUCUUACUUAGAGUCUUUUAUUAUCACUUUUACGCUCUAACACCUUGCGCCACGAUCUUUUAGCUUUUUUAUUUU